AGCGAGAGGGUGGAGAGGGGAUGAACUCGCGGGUAGGGACGCGACGUCAGCACGAACACUUCGAUAUCGUACAGCGGAAUCACGGACGGAUCAAACAUGGCGAUUCAGUCGCUGUUUACGGUACGAGCGUAUGGUUCAUAGUGACGCGGCGUAUGGAGACUCAUAGGCCGGAAAGGACAAGGGAAAAAGUGUCGGGCGGCGGUGACGGUAACACGAUGGGCGUAACAGUGAAGCCAAUGCCUGCGGCGUCAUCGCUCCCAGUUCCAGAGCCGAUGUUGCGACCUAUCGGCGGGAACGUGAACAACGUGGACGACUCUUAUGAUAACAGACCGAAAAACUAUCUGAAGGCACUUGCAGAAACCUAUGCAAGAAUGGAGAGUGGUAGUGGUAGUGGUGAUCAAGACGGUGGGCAACAUGAGGAUGGAGUGGACAUUGCAGCAAAGAAGAGAAGAACUCGAAGGGGUAAACCCAAGCAUAAAAAAUUAAGACCGUAUUCGAGAUUUUUUCAGCGAGAGAUUUCCAGCGCUAGAUUUGGACGUUAUAUCGGGCGACGUGCACCAAAAUGUUGCAGACAUCCACGAGCUCCAUAUAAUACUACACAAUUUCUUAUGGCCGAUCAUAGUGAUUUACCUGAUCUCGAACAAAAAUUAUCGGAAGCUGCUUCAUUAGAAGUACAUGCCAUGUUUCAGAAACCACCGGCACGUACUCGCGAUUCGAGUUUUAGCGUUGAUUCCGACGAAGAUUACUUUUAUUCAUCUCCGGAAGAUGAAGAGGAAUUUUUGACAAAGGAAUUCUCGACUGCAUACGAAGAUCUUCAUGCGGAAAGAUUGAACAAUUUGACAAAGACUCAAUUGAUACAAGAAUAUUUACAGUUAGAAGCCAAAGUGGAUGGAUUAUCAAAACGGCAACGGAAGAAUCUUCAUCAAGUAGAAGAAAAAGAUACGGAAAAUAAAACAGCAGAAAAUAAAAAGACAGAUACGGAACAGAUACGGACAGAUACGGAACAGACACAGACAGAUACAGAACAGAUCCGAGCAGAUACGGAACAGAUACGGACAGAUACAGAUACAUCCAAGAAGCUCAAACUAUGUCAGCAACGGAUCGAUGAUCUGUUACAACAGAACGAGCAGUUAAGACGGGAGAAUGAGAUAUUACGUACAGAAAAAAUAUUGCGUCCGACCAGCUCCGAAUCUAGCGUCGACAGCGAAAGCGACAGCGACAGUUCUAACAGCAACCAAAGUAGAUGCAGUUUCUCUCUUUCGAGUCCUGGAAGAACAUCCAUGAAUGCUUACAAGUCUAGGUUAGAUAACAAUUUCAAAGCAGAUGGUAAAGAAGAUAGCUGCGAUAUCGAUCAGAAUGACAGUCUCAAAAAAUGCACGACUCCUACCAAUCUCUCUAACGGUCAUAUGAUUGUAAGCGAAACCAAAAGUUGCUCUGUUUAAAUUAUAAAAAGAAUUACUUCUUCUUUGUCAUUACGUUCGAUAUUGUAUUCUUGUUUGCAGUAAGGUUUGAACACAUGUUUUUCGACUUCGAAACGUAGCCGAUAAUAGGGUGAUUUGUUUUUUAUUAGAUUUCACAUAAUAAAUUUUUUUCUUCUAAUCGAACGUAGAUAUAUCACAAAAUACAUCGAAAAGUAUGUGUUCAAAUCGUUUUGCAAUAAAGUGUACACAAAGCUCGGAAGUUACUGGCAAGAUUUGGAGAAUACGAAUAAACGCUCCGCAAUUGUCUAUAUUAUAAAUGUAUUAUAAUUCUGGAAUUGUAUUUACAUGUAUAAUUUUCAUAAAUUAUAGCCAAUAAUCGGCUGGUUCACGAUCUUGGCAUUAUCAAUAUGCGCUAUGAUAUGCGCUAAAUGAAAAUAGUGAUAUAAAUUAUAUUAUCAGCAUUCUGCUAUUAAUAAAGGCUCAAAUGACGAGCAAUCUUAUGAGAUAGUAAUAUCCGAGCUUUGAUUAUAAAGCUCCCACUAGAAACCAUGCUAUAUGCUACUAUAUCAAUUCUAUGUAUGUCUCAAUAGCUAAAGAAACGCGUUUUCCGAUCAAUUUUGUUAUAACUAUUCGGCAUUCGAAUAUUCCCCCUGACACCUGCUGAAUUUCGUUAGGCUAUUUUUUAAUACCCUGUUAUAAUUCGUCAGUUUAUUCUCCGUUUUUCUUUUAAGACUGUCUCGCGUAUACAUCUGUAACAAUACGAUAAAUGUAGGAUUAAUGUUCCAUAAAAAAACUACUCUUUCGCGUCUAUACUAUUCCGUUAUCUGCUUGGAAGUCUAUAUUCACAUUUAUUGUAUGUAUGUAUUUUGUGCGUCGCUUCUGUCUCUUCUCUUUAAUCUAAUACUCUGCACAAUUCAGUUAAUCGCGUUUUCUUCUUUUCCAGUGUAAGUUUUUCUGUUUUUGCGUAUUGCUAAUUACAGAAGCUGAAUUUAUAAAUUGACGGUCUACAGACCAUCAACUAACACAAACCUAUGUAUAUGUAUACAUAGGUAAAAUGAAAGGUACAAUUGUUUACACAUCGGAAGUAUUAUAUUAGUGGUAAGCUAUAUAUAUAAAUAUAUAUAUGAAUAUAUAUAUAUAUAUAUGUAUGUAAUACAAUAUGAGAUUGUGAUGCACUAUAUUGUAGAAACUUUAUGAUCUUUGUACAAUUGUAUAGUUUUAGAGAGUAAGACGAAAUGUUAGUUUAUGGUCUGAAAGUGUAAGAUAUGUGAAAAUGUUUUACAUUUCCGAUUUUUAAUAAAUCUUAAGUUUCGUGUUCGAAUACUUUUACAUUUUUGUA
This is a messenger RNA of Harpegnathos saltator (Jerdon's jumping ant), 2760 nucleotides long. RefSeq names its product protein HEXIM. The record is from RefSeq and is a predicted model, not a curated record. Gene Ontology annotation, cellular component: nucleus; cytoplasm; nucleoplasm. The coding region runs from base 21 to 1442 and encodes 473 amino acids. The transcript has 3 exons. Gene Ontology annotation, biological process: negative regulation of transcription by RNA polymerase II; negative regulation of cyclin-dependent protein serine/threonine kinase activity. NCBI's taxonomy places the organism in Eukaryota, Metazoa, Arthropoda, Insecta, Hymenoptera, Formicidae. Gene Ontology annotation, molecular function: cyclin-dependent protein serine/threonine kinase inhibitor activity; 7SK snRNA binding.